Molecule: messenger RNA, 2333 nt
Organism: Hippocampus zosterae (dwarf seahorse)
Lineage: Eukaryota; Metazoa; Chordata; Actinopteri; Syngnathiformes; Syngnathidae
Product: bifunctional apoptosis regulator-like
Exons: 9
Coding region: 228-1691 (487 amino acids)
Biological process (GO): proteasome-mediated ubiquitin-dependent protein catabolic process
Cellular component (GO): nucleus
Molecular function (GO): protein binding; ubiquitin protein ligase activity; metal ion binding
Source: RefSeq, a predicted model, not a curated record
UCUCCGCCGUGAACCCUCAGGUGAACUUUGAGGGUUUCCGCCCUACCAGACCCCAAACGUUCUAAAUAAACUUUCUGUAGUCACUGAGCACAGUGGUUGGUUGUUGCCACUUCAGCAUCGUUUCCCCCACGUGGAGGUGUUUUGACCCCCAUGCGUGGGAGACGCAAGCCGAGGAAAAUCCGGACACGCUGGCGUUUCGGUGCAUUUGGGAGAGCGCAGAGCGAUUCAUGUCGACGUCAUUGCUCUCUUUCACAGAUGAUUUCGUCUUGAGUUCACUAGGGCAACACAUGCAAGCUGCCGAGUGGACCGCGACGUCACCGGUCGGCGGUGCCUGCGUCUCUCCCAAGAUGCAUGGACAUAAUUUAUCGCCUCCCACCCUGGAAACAUGUGAAGAAGACCCCUCUACCACACCGUUUUCCAACAGCAACCAGAUCUCGGAGCAAGACUUUUCCUGCCACUGCUGUUUCGAUGUCCUGGUGAACCCCACCACCUUGACGUGCGGCCACAACUAUUGCCGCCACUGCCUGGCCUUGUGGUGGGAGUCCUCUCGCAAGAACGAGUGCCCCGAGUGCCGCCAGAGGUGGGAGGGUUUUCCCAAAGUCAACACACUGCUGAGAGCCGCAACCGACAAGUUGUUCAGUGAGGUCGUGCAGCGGAGGCGAGCAGAGAUCCAAGAUGACCCCAAAAUCUCCCGAAUUCUUCUGGCUUUUGAGAGGUAUGGUGACAAUCUGGGCAAAUCGAGGACGAAGCAGAACAAAGUAGCCGGCUUCGUUUUCUCUGCAGUUAUUGCCGUGCUCUUUUGUGUGGUGGCGUCGUUGUUGUUGUACCAGUGGAGCAGCAGCCGUGACGUGGCGCAAGAGGAAUUGUUUGUCAGUCGAUCUGCCUUGCAAUGGACGCCGGCGGAAAUGAUCUUGUGGCUGGAGACCGUGGGACCUGAACUGUCUCGCAAGUCCUUCCAGUCGGGGAGUCCCAGUGAAAGGUUACUGAUGUUGCUGGAGGAGAAAGAGUUGUUGAAGCCGCCUUACCACCUCCAGAAUCAGGCUUACCGACAUGCCAUCCUAAGUGAACUGUACCGACUUCAAGCCAUUGAGCUCAGACCUCAGAACCUGUGGGAAUACAAGGCAGUCAAUUCAGGGAAGUCUCUGUUCCUGCUGUACGCCAUGAAGCGCUCCCCACGCUUGACGCUCUUCUACUUGUACUUGUUUGACUAUUCGGAAACCUUCUUGCCCUUCCUGCGCACAUGCUGCUCGUCCAUCGCGUCGGCCAGUCAACCGGUGGAAAGUCUGCCCUUCAAUGCACAGAUGGAACCCAACUGGCAACAGUGGAGUGAGUUCAUGGUCAAGUACUUCCUGCUCCCGUACCAGCUGAUAGCGGAGUUUGCCUGGGACUGGCUGUCCGUCCACUACUGGACGUCUCUCUUCGUCAUCGUCCAUGCGAUGUUGCUGUCAAUGUUGGAAUGCUGCUCACUGUGGAGGCUCUGCACCACGGCUAGAAUCAGGUCACUCCCGGAUAUGAUGUGGAACCAUGUGUGGACGAUGUUCUCUCAGGGACUUGCUUUCGGCCUCAUGUGGCCUCUGGUGCCACAGCUGGUCUGCAACUGCCUCUUCUACUGGGCCCUCUAUGUCAGCCCCCUCAUGAACAUCGAGCUGUUGGUGCGGCAACUGAGGCACCGGGGAACGGCGGUGCAUUAAUGUAGGACGGACACUCCUAAAUCCAGCAACAUCUGUUGGAUUCUCACUUUUUUUUCCCUCACGUGUUAAUGCACAUGCAGCGGGUUCAUUUUACUGCGUGAAGUUCGUCUUUAUUCUGGCCGUCUAUGUGCCGGAUGAUAUUGGGUGAGAGUGACAGAAUGACGAUGGCAGAGCUCCAUGUUGCCCACACGGACUGGCAUGAGGACACUCUUUUUUCUGAUGCAUAUGCCGAUGGUUAAGCUCAGUUUUGGUGUGUUCUGGUCAAAGUUGCGCUUCUUCAAGACGAACAAGUGUGUUUCAAUAUGUUCUAAUGUUUUUUGUUUGGGUUUUUUUUUGUUUUUUUUAGAUGUUUUUUUUUAUUGCAAUGUAUAUGUUUCUUGAAAUUUAACACAUCUCUACAACAAGACUCCCAAGAGUAAUAAUUUAGAAAAAACAUUCCAGAAUAGUUUUGCUUUUACCACGAACAAAGGAAGCAUUGCACAUUUUUAAUAAACGCAGAAGAAUGCAUAUUCCUGUUUCAUGAAAGUCUUUUUCAGAGACCCCUCGAUUUUGUGUUUAUUUGCACUUAAUGUUCAACACUGUGAUAUUUUUUUUAACUUGCAUCAUUUUUAUGAGAUUAAAGAAAUACUGUGGAAGAUGUAA